This is a messenger RNA of Peromyscus californicus insignis, 3050 nucleotides long. RefSeq names its product oxysterol binding protein like 2 (gene Osbpl2). Gene Ontology annotation, cellular component: cytosol; intracellular membrane-bounded organelle; membrane. The transcript has 16 exons. The record is from RefSeq and is a predicted model, not a curated record. NCBI's taxonomy places the organism in Eukaryota, Metazoa, Chordata, Mammalia, Rodentia, Cricetidae. Bases 444 to 1895 code for a protein of 483 amino acids. Gene Ontology annotation, molecular function: cholesterol binding.
UGGGUCGGGAAGGUGCGGGCCGCACUUCCGCCUGGGUGUCAGUGGGUCGCGGGUUGCGGGCCGCGGGCGGGGUCGGGGCGGCUGUGGGGUCGGCGGCGCUGCGGGGACCGCGUUCAGAGUCGGAGCGAGCCUUCAGACCGCCUGCGCCGGUGAGGCAGCCAGGGCUGUCAGAUCUGCGCAGAGCCAGCCCUCCGCGCCCCGUGCGCCCGGCAGGCCAGAAGAGGGCACCAGAUCUCAUUACUGAUGGUUGUGAACCACCAUGUGGUUGCUGGGAAUUGAACUCAGGACCUUUGGAAGAGCAAGCAGCGCUCUUAACCUCUGAGCCAUCUCUCCAGCCCCUUGAAGAAUUUCCAGUAUUCACACAACUUCUACGUAAAUAUAGCUCAGAUAUGAUCCAGUAGGAAGACCAAACCCCAGAACAGUGAUAGCCUGGUCACUAAAGGAUGAACGGGGAGGAAGAAUUCUUUGAUGCCGUCACAGGCUUUGAUUCUGAUAACUCUACAGGGGACUUUUCAGAGGCAAAUAAAAUCAGUGGGAUGAUUGAUUUGGACACCAGCAAAAGUACUAGGAGUGGGAAAAGUGGGGAGAGACCACCACAAGAGAAUGGAAUUCAAAAACACAGGACAGCCCUUCCUGCCCCCAUGUUCACCAGAAGCGAUUUCAGCGUGUGGAGUAUCCUGAAAAAAUGCAUUGGUUUGGAGCUAUCCAAGAUCACAAUGCCAAUUGCCUUCAAUGAGCCACUGAGCUUCCUGCAACGGAUCACGGAGUACAUGGAGCACGUGUACCUCAUUCACAAAGCCUCGAAUCAGCCCCAGACCCUGGAGAGGAUGCAGUCUGUAGCUGCCUUUGCGGUCUCAGCUGUGGCUUCCCAGUGGGAGAGAACUGGCAAACCCUUCAACCCGCUCUUGGGGGAGACAUAUGAGUUGAUCAGGGAAGACUUAGGAUUCAGAUUUAUAUCUGAACAGGUCAGUCACCACCCUCCUAUUAGUGCAUUUUAUUCAGAAGGUCUCAACCAAGACUUCAUGUUCCACGGUUCCAUUUAUCCAAAGCUGAAGUUUUGGGGCAAGAGUGUCGAGGCAGAGCCCCGGGGGACCAUCACACUGGAGCUUCUCAAACAUAAUGAAGCCUACACGUGGACCAACCCCACCUGCUGUGUGCAUAAUGUUAUCCUUGGGCAGCUGUGGAUCGAACAGUAUGGGAUAGUGGAGAUCCUGAAUCACAGAACUGGAGAUAAGUGUAUACUUCACUUCAAGCCAUGUGGACUGUUUGGAAAGGAACUUCACAGAGUAGAAGGGUACAUUCAAGACAAAAACAGGAAGAAGCUCUUUAUAAUUUAUGGCAAGUGGACAGAAUGCUUGUGGGGCAUCGAUCCUGUUUCAUAUGAGUCCUUUAAGAAGCAUGAAAGGAGAAGUGACCACCCCAGGAAGGCCAAGAUGGAUGACGGCCCUGAGAAAGCUAACAGUGAUAUACCUGACGAUAUGACGGACGAUGUUCCUGUGGCUCAGGAGACUGUGCAAGUCAUCCCUGGCAGUAAGCUUCUCUGGAGAAUCAACAGCCGGCCCCCCAACUCAGCUCAGAUGUACAACUUCACCAGCUUCACUGUGAGUCUCAAUGAGUUAGAGUCAGGCAUGGAGAAGACCCUGCCACGCACAGACUGCCGCCUCCGCCCUGACAUCCGAGGCAUGGAGAAUGGCAACAUGGAUCUGGCCAGCCAGGAGAAGGAGCGACUAGAGGAAAAGCAGAGAGAGGCCCGAAAAGAACGUGCCAAAGAGGAAGCAGAGUGGCGGACCAGGUGGUUCUAUCCAGGCGAUAACCCCUACACAGGGACUCCUGACUGGUUGUAUGCAGGGGAUUACUUUGAGCGUAAUUUCUCAGACUGCCCAGACAUCUACUAAGUAAGGCCUGGGAGCCCAGGAGGAGGCCUGGGAGCUUGGACUCCUUGAGUGGUACUCUGAACUUCACAGUGGCAGACACCAGCUUCUCCAGCCAUGAUCGUGGAGAUGGCCUCGGACCUGAUGGAGGACUUCUGCCCAGCACUCUACUAUGUCACAGCCCCUUCAUGAAGCUCCACUUGGGUCUUCACAUUCACUGAGGCCUCAGAAGUCCCCAGUCCUUUUCACACCUGACAGAAGUGCACAAGGCCAGCUGAGCUGGCAGCACACUGUUAGAAAUGUAACAAGGAAGACCCAGCAGGGCCUCUGUGCUCCUCAAGGCUGUGGGGUGGGUUUCUGGAAGAGUUUCAACCAGACCCAAAGAAGGAGAGAAAUAUGGACCUUGAAAGUAACCUGUAGGCCAGGGUCCACUUCCUUGUGGAGGGCACCCAUGGAAUGAAGUGACAAGUUGCCAGAUUCUGUAUUUUCUACCAGUCUGAAUAAGGUAAAGAUUACUGUAGAAAAUAUUUAAAUUGAAACUACUUGAAUGUUCUGCUGAAGAGUAGCAAACACAUUAAUCACCACUGUGUACUGUCCAAAAAGUGUCCCUGUGACAAGCCAGAGUGGCAGGAACACUGUGACUUGGAUGAGAAAUCCCCAGGGCUGCUCCCAGCCUACCAGGAGGCCCUGCCUCUGGCCACAGCACUCCCACAGCUUCACUGUCACUGUGGACCACUCCGUCUUUGAGGGGUCAUUUCUUCACUCCCCUCGCCUGUGUACUCCCUCCCUGCCCCCUGCAGUCUUGUGUUUGGUUUCCCCGGCAUGCAUGUUCCAGUCCAGGCAAGCCCCAUCCAGCUGUGUGCAGUGGGAGAGGUCAGAAGCAGGAUCUACUUACCUGGUGUCACUAAGAUUGUUUAAACACAAGUAGGUGUGUCCAUCUCUGCAUUCCUGACAAGUGAUGGACUUUAUGUAGAAAUGGUGACACCAGGGAUCACAGUGGAGCUCUUUGCAUCAAAGACAAUCUGCUGUGUGCACAUACCUGUGCUCUGGAACACAUGCACACAUGUGUAUUCAUAUAGAGUGUGAGUCACUACAUCAGACACUUCUGAAUGAGAAGGCAUUCUUACUGUGUCCAGGCUUCCAAACCGCCUCUGUCAUUAAAACACUUUGAAAAAUCAA